Neohortaea acidophila is the source of this 675-nucleotide messenger RNA. Its product is annotated as Phospholipase/carboxylesterase/thioesterase. Gene Ontology annotation, cellular component: cytoplasm. NCBI's taxonomy places the organism in Eukaryota, Fungi, Ascomycota, Dothideomycetes, Mycosphaerellales, Teratosphaeriaceae. Gene Ontology annotation, biological process: protein depalmitoylation. Gene Ontology annotation, molecular function: carboxylic ester hydrolase activity; palmitoyl-(protein) hydrolase activity. The transcript has a single exon. The coding region runs from base 1 to 675 and encodes 224 amino acids. The record is from RefSeq and is a predicted model, not a curated record.
AUGGAAGUCAUACAGCCAACCGCAAAACACACGCACACAAUCAUCAACCUCCACGGUCGCGACAGUUUUGCAUCGGAGUACUCGUCCGAAUUCUUCGAGAGCGAGUCCUCCUCUGGCGAAACUCUUCAGACAGCCUUCCCAUCGAUCAAGUGGGUCUUCCCCUCGGCGCCGCAAUUGAUUUCACGGCGUUUUGAAACGGAGAUGUCGCAAUGGUUCGACAUGUGGAGUACGGAGAAUCCUAUUGAACAGCCUACCGAAGAGCAGAAGGCUCAGCUUCGCGAGAGUACCACCAUGAUCUCACAGCUCGUCGGAGAGGAGAGCAAGAUCGUCGGAUUCGACAAGAGCAUUCUAUGCGGCAUCAGCCAAGGCGCAGCAACAGCCCUCUCCGCAUUUUUCCAGAUGGAUGAGCGUCUCUGUGCCUUCAUCGGCUUCUCAACCUGGUUGCCGACUGUCGACCGCCCAAUCGAAUUCAAGCGCACCCCCAUCUUCCUCGCUCACUGUCAAGAUGACGAGGUGAUUGACAUCAAAUACGGCCAAGCUCUGGCAACUCGACUUCAACAAGUCCAACGAUCCAAUGUCGAAUUUCACGAAUACUCCGACGGCGGGCAUUGGAUCAACGAGCCAAAGGGAAUCGACGAUGUUAUUGCCUUUCUGCGGAUGGUCACAAGGCUGUAG